UUAGCUUCUGGAUCGAAUUUUCUCUGCUCUCUUCCUGCAACUCAGACGCUGUCGCCAUUCAUGGUGGGGCUAUUUCACUCGAAGCUCCAAACCAGCCGGUUAUCACCUUCGUAAUCUCAAGUUCUCACUCUCUGCGGCUUUCCGGGUCAAAGUCAGUCACGAACUAGCGAAUCGGUCGAUCGCCGAAUAAGUCGCGAAGCCCUCAUCACUCGUGAAAAGCUAUGGCAGUAGAGGAGUGGUGGAAGCAUGAGAUGGGUACUGGAAGAAGGGCUUUUGUGAUGGUGUUGGUGGGAAUAUGUCUGCUUCAUGGAUUGGGUAUUCUUUUAUUCACUAGAGGCUUUCUUCUCACUCGCACUGAGCUUUCACAUUACAGCCAGUGCUCUGAUAUCCACCAUUCUCCCUGCUUUCCACCCUCUUCUUCAUCCGUUCCCAAUCGAAAUGAAGAAGAAACGGUCAAAAGUUCUCCCCAUGUUCAUACUCAAAGCCGAAGUUGUUGGACCAAACAAUCUGUUGAUCGCCUUGUCAUCGUUGUUCUAGAUGCCCUCAGGUUUGACUUUGUUGCUCCCAGCACAUUUUUUCAAGAUAGAAAACCAUGGAUGGACAAAUUGCCCGUGCUGCAUAAGCUCGCCACUCGACCAGGUUCAUCUGCUAGGAUCUUCAAAGCUAUUGCCGAUCCACCUACCACCAGUUUGCAGCGUCUAAAAGGCUUGACAACUGGUGGACUUCCAACUUUUAUUGAUGUGGGAAAUAGCUUUGGUGCUCCUGCAAUUAUUGAGGAUAAUUUAAUAUAUCAGAUGGUUCACAAUGAAAAGCAAGUGUUGAUGAUGGGAGAUGACACUUGGGUGCAGUUGUUCCCUAAACAUUUUAACAGAUCUUUUCCAUUCCCUUCCUUCAAUGUUAAAGAUCUUCAUACAGUAGACAAUGGCUGUAUCGAGCACAUUUUUCCUUCCUUGUACAAAGAUGAUUGGGAUGUGCUUAUAGCACAUUUUCUUGGAGUGGAUCAUGCUGGACAUAUAUCUGGUGUUGAUUCUACUCAAAUGAUAGAGAAGUUGGAGCAAUACAACACGAUUUUGGAGCAAAUUGUUGAUGUGUUGGAGAGCCAGAGUGGACCGGGAGGAUUACAUGAAAAUACUAUGCUUCUUGUGAUGGGUGAUCAUGGGCAAACUGUCAAUGGUGACCACGGUGGAGGGACUGAUGAAGAGGUUGAGACAUCACUAUUUGCCAUGAGUUUUAAGAAGCCUCCAUUUCCUUCACCAUUGGAAUCUGACACUUCAUCUUGCCAACUUGACUUGGAUGGAAAUAGGAUGUGCAUCAGCUCCAUCCAACAGCUUGAUUUUGCAGUCACAGUGUCUGCUCUGCUUGGAAUUCCCUAUCCAUUUGGAAGCAUUGGACGUGUUAAUGCUGAACUAUAUUCACUAGCCACUGGUACGUGGAAUUCAGAAAGUUUUGACGGUGGUAGUCAUCAAGACCAAUUGGGGAAGUGGAUGCAGAAUUAUGUCAAUGUGCUCUGCAUCAAUGCAUGGCAGGUGAAGAAUUACAUUGAUGUGUAUUCAGCUUCAUCACUAAUUGGAUUUUCAGACAAAGAUUUGUCACAUAUUGAUGACCUCUAUGAUCUGGCGCAAAACAUGUGGUCACAUACCAAAGAUGCUCUAGUGCAAUGUGGAAAUGGGAAUUGCUCUACUUCAUUACCUUCACUCAAGGAGCAAAUUAAUGCUUAUUCUAAUAUUUUGGCUAGUAUUACUACUCUAGCCCGAUCAAAAUGGACAGAAUUUAAUUUAAAGAUGAUGGGUGCUGGUUUUGUCAUAAUGUUGCUUUCUCUUCUUCUCCAUGUCAUCAUCAUCACGAAGUUGAACAAGCAAUGUGGAUUGCAUUUUCCUUACUGCGGCAACUUUAGGAUAUCCUUUGAGGUUACUUUUGCUUAUAUUACUGUCUUGAUCCGGGCAUUUAGUUUUCUUUCAAACAGUUUCAUUUUGGAAGAAGGCAAAGUGGCUAGUUUUCUUUUAGCAACAACUGGAAUUCUUCAGUUACGCCAAGCAAUAGCUGCUAAGAAGAUGCAAUCAGAAGCUCUACUUUUUGUUUUCCUGGUCCCAUUCCUCAGAUUUGGAAUUGAAGUAGGGCAGUCAAAGCAGGCAGUCAAUUCAUUAUUUUUGAAGACGUUUCCUUCAUGGACUCUAGGAUUUGACAAAGAUACUAAAUUCUGGAUUUAUGCGGCUGAUCUCUUACCAAUACUAGCUCUUUUGUUUUUAGCAUUUAUAGUAUACAAGAGCUCCUAUCAGGGCAUUUCAAAGUAUAUUGUUGCAGGAACUAUAUGUAGCUAUUUGCUUAUGGCUGUAGAUUGGGCUAUGGACACUAACUUGUUUGGUUUAAGCAUGACGAAUGGCAGCUCUAAAGGAAACUGGAUUCCCCGAAUAGUCUAUCUUUUAGGUAUUUUGCAAGUUUCAUUUUUGGCUACUGCUCGAUGUUCUGGUAAACAGAGGACCUCCGAUUGGGAGAGAUGCAAUACUAAAACAUUGUCAAUGUUAUUCGCUUGGAGUUCAACAAUCAUCAUUCUAUCUGGAAAGCAAGGGCCUUUGGUUGCUUUAGUAGCAGUGGUUGAAGGUUGGUGCAUACUUAGGCUGAUGAGAUUAGAAGAAACUGUGGGUUCAACAUUGUAUUCCCCUCCAGUAACCAAAUGGAGCCUAUUAGCUGUGUGUCUAUUUUUCUGCACUGGUCACUGGUGUACGUUUGAUGGGCUCCGGUAUCCUGCUGCUUUUGUUGGGUUUGAUGAAUUCAACCUUGUUCGCCAAGCUAUCCUACUAACUAUUGACACCUUCGGCUUUUCUCACAUUGUUCCAAUUAUUGGACUUCCAUUUCUUGUUGCCUGCCAACGUCCUUUGAAGAAAACAGACCAGAAGAAGCAAGUAUUUUACAUUAACUUGUUACAAGUAUAUUUGAUUUAUGGACUUACUUUGGCUACAACCACAACGCUUACUAUCUUAUCUGUUGCAAUACAAAGACGGCAUUUGAUGGUAUGGGGAUUAUUUGCUCCAAAAUUUGUUUUUGAUGCUUUGGGUCUUCUUCUGACCGAUUUCUUGAUAUGUCUGGCAUCACUCUACUAUUUCACCAACUGAUCAUUCAUCGGAGAAUCUACUUGGAAGUAGCUGAUUGACCAACUUUUGGAUAUGAAAAACAAGCCAAAUUAAAGCUCCCAAAUGUAUUAUUCUUUCCCUAUGUGUUUUUGAAUUGAAGAGCAGACUGGUAGAAGACGAAGAAACUCCUCUGAGAAGCCGAAGCAAAAGUUGAAGAUCAAUCAAUUGCUUCUAACCUGCAAUUUAUCUUAUGUCUUCACAACUCCUAUAAUUUAAUUACACCUUUUUUUUUUUUUUUUAUUCUUUUUUUUUUUUUUUUUUUUUUAUAGUUGAAUAUUUAGAAAUACUAUGUACAAUUACAAUCAGAAUAUAUCUAUAUAAAGUAUAAUUACAUUUUCCUUUA
This is a messenger RNA of Ipomoea nil (Japanese morning glory), 3471 nucleotides long. RefSeq names its product GPI ethanolamine phosphate transferase 3. Gene Ontology annotation, cellular component: endoplasmic reticulum membrane. The record is from RefSeq and is a predicted model, not a curated record. Lineage: Eukaryota; Viridiplantae; Streptophyta; Magnoliopsida; Solanales; Convolvulaceae. Gene Ontology annotation, biological process: GPI anchor biosynthetic process. Gene Ontology annotation, molecular function: mannose-ethanolamine phosphotransferase activity. The transcript is spliced from 23 exons. The coding region runs from base 222 to 3110 and encodes 962 amino acids.